CUCAUUAAUAAUUAAUCGUGCUCAAUAACUCUAUUAACUGCUUGGUAGCUUCAGCUUAUUGAUGACUAUAUCUAUCCCCAAAAUGUGCGAAGCCAAGGAUUUGGAAGCAGAGGAAACAGUUGAAAGAAGUGUCGAUUUGGACUUUGUGUUGGUGAAUGAGUUGGGCCAAUUUGGACGAUUUCAAAUCAAAUACAUAUGUCUCAUUGCACUGCCAAUGAUGAGUUCGGGGUUCUUCGGCGAUUACGUGUUUACGGCCACCGCGCUCCCACAUAGAUGUCGUAUUCCUGAGUGUGGUGAGAGCAAUAAGAGUGACGUCUUCGGUCCGGACUGGAUCACCAAUGCAAUACCACGAACAGAUGCAGGUGCAAGCUGUGAGAGAUAUGCGCCUGCGCAGUCUGGCGACAACGGCUCCUUGCUUCACUGUCCCAUAGAUCUCUUUGAUCACUUAAUCACACAAAAAUGUGAUGAAUUUGUAUACGAUGGUGUCACUUCUGUUGUAUACGAUUUUGACCUGGGAUGUAAAGAAUGGCUUAGAACCCUGGCUGGAACGCUGAGUAAUCUUGGCACGUUGUUGGUUCUACCACUUGUCGGCUACAUCUCUGACCACUUUGGGCGACGCAUGGCAUUACUCUUCAGUGUCUUCAACACGGCCCUCAUUGGGGUUUUCAAGGCUUUUUCAGUAAACUACACCAUGUUCCUUGUUCUACAACUACUGCAAACUUCUUUAGGAGCAGGAUUAGCAAGUUCUGCUUACAUUUUUUCCACCGAGUUAGUAGGUCCGAAGUAUCGAGUGCUUACGUCCGCUACAUCUUCGGCAACGUUUGCCUGCGGGGAGGUGGUUCUAGGUGUAGUAGCUUGGCUUGUCCGCCCGUGGCGAUCUCUACUCCUGACUCUGUACAUCCCGGUCUUUCUUCUUUUAUCGUACCAUUGGAUACUGUCCGAAAGCGUCCGGUGGCUGUUAGCAAAGAAGAAAUACGCUGAAGCGAGACAAGUACUAGAGAAUGUCGCUAAAACAAAUAAAACAAACAUUAGUGCGAAAUCUAUGAAUGCUUUAUUGAAUCCUCCAACAAGGAACUUAAAAACUGAUCCUCGGAAUCUAAUAGAAUCGUUCUUUAAAUCCAAAAUUCUUCUGAGACGCGUGUGUACGACUCCUGUGUGGUGGAUUACAACGACCUUUGUCUACUACGGCCUAUCAAUUAACUCAACAAGCCUGUCGAAAACCGUGUAUUUAAAUUAUAUCCUGACAGUUGCAAUAGAAAUACCAGGCUUUUACACGGCCGUGCUCACAUUGGAUAGAUUCGGGAGAAAGAUGACGCUUUGUAGUGGCUUCUUCUUUAGUGCAGCCUGUAACUUAGCGUUUGUUAUUAUACCGGCAGAGCUCACAGUGCUCCGGCUGGUAGUGUACCUCGCUGGUAAAUUCGGUAUUUCACUGGUGUUCACGUCUCUGUACCUCUAUACAUCAGAGCUCUACCCCACCGAGUUUAGACACAGUCUAUUGGGCUUCUCAUCUAUGGUCGGUCGGAUUGGGUCUAUAUGCGCACCUCUUACACCACUUCUUACUAAUUAUUGGCUUGGUUUGCCAAACACAGUGUUCGCUAUAUUGGGCUUAAUGUCAGGCCUCUUGGUCCUCACGCAGCCCGAAACUUUUGGAAAGAAAUUGCCGGAUACCUUGGAGGAGGCCGAAAUGAUUGGAAAAUAAAAUUCAGAGCUCGAUUACAAAUGUAUAAAAUCAAGCGUAGAAGUUGAAAUACAUGUUCAAGCAGAAAGGUUUUCUUUCUAUUAAACUUAAUUUAUUUAAUACUAGCGGACCUCACAGACUUCGUUCUGUCAAAAAGAUUUGAAAUGUGGCAGUUUUUGUUCCUACCAAUUUUAUAGUCGGCGCAAAAAACGGGUGAUGGCAGAACCAUAUGAUGAUGAUAGACCAAUGUGUGAGGUUCAGCUCGGGUGACCAAAGUAUCUUCGCUUCCACGAACUUUCCACUCUUCUGUGACCCACUAAAAAACCCCGACUGGGAAGUCUGCUAGAGGGCUUCAAACUAAGAGGCGAACUUAGGGUUCAAACCUGAUUGGAAAAUAAUCUAAAAGGAUAGUGGGAACCUAAAAGUGACAAAUAUUUAAAAAUUG
Molecule: messenger RNA, 2123 nt
Organism: Pieris brassicae (large cabbage white)
Lineage: Eukaryota; Metazoa; Arthropoda; Insecta; Lepidoptera; Pieridae
Product: solute carrier family 22 member 2-like
Exons: 8
Coding region: 62-1699 (545 amino acids)
Biological process (GO): transmembrane transport
Cellular component (GO): membrane
Molecular function (GO): transmembrane transporter activity
Source: RefSeq, a predicted model, not a curated record